CAAAAGGAGACAAAGCGACACGAUGGCUGAUUUCAGAGAGAAUAAGAUGAUUUUCUUUCUGGUAGCGAUACUUCAGCUUACAGCAGGGACUGGAGAAUAUUCAUCCCUUGUCAUCAGAGAUGGAGUCAACGUCACUUUACCUUCAGGACACGUGGUGGAUGAUGGGAGCAGAUGUGGUAGUAUUAACUGGAUCUGGAGAAAUACACAAAACCCAGUAGAUCUGGUCAGAGGAGGGCGGAUUCUCCCAAAUCCUCAAUACUCAGGCAGACUGAGUCUCACAGCAAACUGUUCUCUGGUUCUAAAGACGGUCACAGAGGCAGAUGUUGGUGUUUACUACUGUCAACUGAUCAGUUCAGGACAAGAAAAUCAGGUGGAACUCUCCAUCAUUCAAUUGACUAAACAUGAAGAUGGUGAUGAGGUGGUGCUCGUCUGCUCUGUGUCAUCGAUUGAUUGGUGUCGACACAAAGUGAGGUGGAUUUAUGACGGCACCGAUGAAAGACAAACUGAGACAUCACAGACUGAUGUGUGUAAGGAAUCGGUGCGGAUUCCUGCAGGGAAGCUUCAUUUACCAAAGUGUGAAGUGACGGAUGGUUAUAGUAGUGUAAAACAUCUAUUUGGAGUCAACUCUCAGCCCUCCCUCAAUAAAGCAGGUAUGGAUGCAACAGGAACAUCAACAACAGCACCAAAAUCAACAACCAGGAAAGGCCAAAUUACAAGAAGCAACUCAAAAAAGUCUGCAAUGGACGGAUGGUGGUUGUACCUCAUAGCUGCUGUAGGUGCAGUGAUAUUUAUAUUAAUAAUCAUUGGGCUGUUCAUCUGGUGGAAGAAGAAGAAAGGCAAGAAAACAAAGACGGGCAACAACACUGAGGAUCCUGAAGUUUCAUAUGCAUCUGUGAGCUACACCAAGAGGACAAGUAGUAAAGCCCAGGUACAAGUUAAAACUGAUAAAGAUGAGGGUGAUACAGUGACAUACAGCACUUUGAAAGUGUCCUCCUCUUCUGCCGGACCCCCUGCUGACCACGCCACCAUCUACGCCACUGUCAACAAACCAUGGAAGUAAACCACAGCACCAACGCUCUGGAGAGGCACUGCUGCUUUGGAGUGAGGACCAAAAUCUUCAGUAGACUUUGACAGCUUGCUAAUACAAAUUAAUUCAUCUGUUAGACCUCUGUGUCAACUUACAUUAGAUAAGGAUACCAUCUUCUUUAUUCAGACUCAGCCAAGCUGGCCUCACUCCUAAAGACUUCAUCAACAACCAAUGGGAGCCAGUGUUGUACAUGAGCAUGUUAAAUCAAUUCAUUUUUCAAAACAUGAAUGUGAUUAUAGUGCAGUCUGAAACACUUGGUGGUAUUGUGUCUCCUUCAAGCUUGGGUCCUCUACCAGAGGCCUGGGAGCCUGAGGGUCCUGUGUACUUCAGGACAGAGAUCUCAGGUCUCUGUCUACUGGAGCCAUCGACCCAGCUUGGGGGUUACAGCACUCAUUGCCCCGGUUACUGUGCUGCCUUCACACCCCAUAUCUCUCUCUCUGUCUUCCUCCAGCCAUUGGUAUUUCUCGAGCUGGUGUUCCAUCACCAACUUGUUAGUCUGGAUCUGGAAGUCCCACAGGAUCUUUGCUCGCUUGUUCUCAACCACCUUAGGAGGCAUCUUCCAUCUUGACCCUGGGACCCCCACUCCAGACUCAGCACAAAUGUUCCUGUACACUAUGCCAGCUACCGGGUUAUGCCGUACCGUGUAUUCCUGAAACUAAACUGAUUUAUACUGGAACUCGUGUUAAAAUUUAGACUAUCUUUGACCCUUAGAUAUAAUUAGGCACAAUCUUUGCAUUCUGUUUAGAGUUCUUGAAUCAGUUUGUGUUCUGUUGAUGCAACUGGUGUGAAGCUGUACAAAGAUGCGGAUUUUCACUCAUUUCGCAAAAUCAUUACAUUGACCUAUUUGGUAUUGUGCAUAAGAACAAUACUUACAUCCCUUGGGGACAAAACUUGCCCAUUUAAACCCAUUAUAAUUGCUUAUUUUGAUUGCAAAUUUUC
Molecule: messenger RNA, 2026 nt
Organism: Cheilinus undulatus (humphead wrasse)
Lineage: Eukaryota; Metazoa; Chordata; Actinopteri; Labriformes; Labridae
Exons: 8
Coding region: 23-1060 (345 amino acids)
Biological process (GO): T cell activation; positive regulation of ERK1 and ERK2 cascade; interleukin-15-mediated signaling pathway
Cellular component (GO): external side of plasma membrane; membrane raft
Molecular function (GO): MHC class II protein binding; protein tyrosine kinase binding
Source: RefSeq, a predicted model, not a curated record